Messenger RNA from Lachancea meyersii CBS 8951, 360 nucleotides. NCBI's taxonomy places the organism in Eukaryota, Fungi, Ascomycota, Saccharomycetes, Saccharomycetales, Saccharomycetaceae. The record is from the annotation of a GenBank genome assembly.
AUGUCCAACGCAACAUCGAAUCCGCCAGUGAGUCUCCCUUGCGGGAAGUUGUACAACCUCACCAUUAGUGCAGACACUAGCGCGAUGGAAGGAUGGUGCUGUGGCCAAACUGCUUUGAGUGGCUGGGAUACGAGAAACGAUACCCUUUCGCACAAUUUCACAGCAAUUUCGUGCAAUUAUGAUCAAAUGUUGUAUAUUGACAACAGUACAAGUGCUGUAGAUGGGUACCUCUGCGGGCUUGGAUACCUUUCCUCAAAUUUCACCCAAGUGACUUCUCAGACAAGCAGUAGUGCAAAAAUUCAGAUGAAAUGGAGUCAUUUGGUGUUCUUCGGUUCUCUUUUGACAGCUUUGGUAAUUUGA